GGAAUGGACGCGCGUGCGAGUGCGCGCGCCAGUGUUGCCAGAUUUCACAAAAUAAAUGAACUACUCGUAGUCAGAGCGAUUGAGAGGCAAGUCGGGGGGAUAGCAAAUAAGUGGCUAUUAAAAAUAACUCCAAAAACAGCAACCAACGACUUGAUGGUUUUUUAAAUCGACUUCAGAAAAAAUAAGCCCGAAGUCGUUUUACAAGGCAGCUAUGGCGCGCGAGAGAGUGAGGGGAAACCAUUGCAGAACAUCUCUCUUCCGUAUCUGUGCCGUUAGUUAAUUGUUAUUGCACUAGAAAGGUCGUCGCCAUUCCUUUGCUCCCAAUGAGAUUGUCUUUAUUUAAACUUCGGAAUGAACAGUGAAAGAAAUAAUUCGCACUCGUUUAUUCUAACAGAAACUGGAAUAUUUGACCACCAAGUGGCGCCACGUGAACACAAUCUUGUACGAAUGCUUGCCUGGUUGAUGGUUUUUCGAAGAGUAUCCUAAAGGGUGGAAAGCACAGCAGCACCACUUCGAGGAGGGAUACACGGGAAGAGGAGACCGUAGCUUACACGGCAGUCAGUGGAGCGCGCUCUUUCGAAAGGAACAGACAGCAAAGUGGUUAGGGGAACAGAAGCAAAUCCGCGAGCGUGUGCAGUUCUCUACUAAUGCACGUGAGCAAACGGCAUAGUGGAUGAAGAAAUAGGCUACUUUCUUACGCUUGCUUUACAGCUACGGAGGAAUGUAUCAAAUGCGACGGACUGCAAAUUGGAGGUAUCAGCUCGAUUUUCUUCGUGGUAUCCUGGUUCUGCACGUUGGCUUCGGGAUGUGUGUUACUACUGAACCCCACUCUGAUCCUAGUGCAGUGACCACCGCUUUGUGGAAUGUCUCCAGAGGAACAGAAGAAGCCAUGUCUGUUGUCUCGCCUAGGCUACUUCCUGAAGCUGGAGGCACCAAUGAAUAACAUCACCACAUCCCUGGGCCAGGUGGCGGAGCUGCACUGCCGGGUGUCGGGGAACCCGGCCCCCACCGUGCGCUGGCUGAAGAACGACGCGCCCGUGGUGCAGGAGCCUCGCCGCGUGUCCUACCGGCCCACCGUCUACGGCUCGCGGCUGCGCAUCCGUGACCUGGACACCACAGACACCGGGUACUUCCAGUGCGUGGCCACCAAUGGCUUCAGCACUGUGUCCACCACCGGCAUCCUUUUCGUCAAGUUCGAUCCUCAGCCCACCCCCAUGGCAGGAAGGCCUUCACCGGAUGUGUACGAGGAGGAGGGCUUCUGCCAGCCUUACAGAGGCAUCGCCUGCGCCCGCUUCAUUGGCAACCGGACCAUCUUUGUGGACUCCCUGCAGAUGCAGGGCGAGAUAGAGACCCAGAUUACAGCGGCCUUCACCAUGAUCGGCACGUCGGCCCAGCUGUCAGACCGAUGCUCACAGUUUGCCAUCCCGUCACUCUGUCACUUUGCCUUCCCGGGGUGUGACCAGAGCUCGGGCAGCGAGCGGCCGCGGGACCUGUGCCGGGACGAGUGCGAGGUUCUGGAGAACGACCUGUGCCGGACCGAGUACAUCAUUGCCCGCUCGAACCCCGCCAUCCUAAAACGCCUGAAACUGCCCAACUGCCACCAGCUGGCAGCAGCCCACACUCCUGAAGCCUCCACCUGCAUGAGGAUUGGCAUCCCCCUGGCCACACACAUUGACAAGGAUCGUCACUGUUACAACGGCAGUGGGGUGGACUACCGAGGCACAGUCAGCGUGACCAGGUCAGGAUUACAGUGCCAGCCCUGGAACUCACAGUACCCCCACAGUCACGACUACCUGGCACUGCGGUACCCAGAACUCAGUGGAGGCCACUCCUACUGCCGUAACCCAGGGAACCAGCAGCAGGCGCCCUGGUGCCUGACGCUGAAUGAGGCUGUACGCAUGGAGCUGUGUCACAUUGCUCUGUGUGACACCCAGAAGCAGCCCGGUCGCAGCGGUGUGGAGACGCUGUCCAUUCUGGUCCCCUGCGUGAUCCUUCCCCUGGCCAUCGCCCUGCUGUUCUUCUUCAUCUGCACCUGCCGCAACGCCCAGAAGGCCCAACGGUCGCCUGUCCCACGCCAGCCCAAACCUGUCAGGGGCCAGAAUGUGGAGAUGUCCAUGCUCAGUGCUUGCAAGCCCAAGAGCAAAGCUAAGGAGCUUCCGCUGUCGGCUGUGCGCUUCAUGGAGGAGCUGGGUGAGUGCACCUUUGGCAGGGUGUACAGAGGCCACCUGUACCUGCCAGGGAUGGAGCAGGCCCAGCUGGUAGCCAUCAAGACCCUGAAGAACCCCUCCAGCCCGCAAAUGUGGGGUGAGUUCCAGCAGGAGGUGUCGCUGCUGGCUGAGCUGCACCACCACAAUGUGGCGUCCCUGCUGGGCGUGGUCACGCAGGACAUGCCCGUCUGCAUGCUGCUGGAGUUCCUGAGCCAAGGCGACCUGCGGCAGUUCCUCAUCUCGCGCUCGCCGCACUCGGACGUGGGCGGGGCCAGCAGCAGCGAGGAGGACGGCACGGCGCACUCCGGCCUGGACCACAGCGACCUCCUGCGCCUGUCCGCGCAGGUGGCGGCCGGCAUGGAGUACCUGUCCGGCCGCUCGUUCGUGCACAAGGACCUGGCCGCCCGCAACGUCCUGGUGGGCGAGCGCAUGCACCUCAAGAUCUCGGACCUGGGCCUGUCCCGGGACGCCUACACCUCCGACUACCUCUACGCCCCCAACAGGCGCCCGCUGCCGGUCCGCUGGAUGUCCCCGGAAGCCAUCGCCUGCGGCACCUUCACCACCGACUCUGACAUCUGGGCGUUCGGCGUGGUGCUGUGGGAGAUCUUCAGCUUCGGCCUGCAGCCCUACUGCGGCUUCAGCAGCCAGGAGGUGGUGGACGUGGUACACCAGCGGCAGCUGCUGGCCUGCCCGCCGUCCUGCCCGGCCUGCCUGUACGGCCUGAUGGUGGAGUGCUGGCGGGAGGGCCCCGCCCAGCGGCCUCGCUUCAGGGACAUCCACUCGCGCCUGAGGGCCUGGGGAGCACUCUCGUCCCACACCAGCUCGACCACGCCCUCAGGGGGCAACGCCACCACCCAAACCACCUCCCUGAGCGCCAGUCCCAUCAGCAGCACUGGGAGCCCCCGCUACGCCGGCUACACCUACCCGGCGCACGGCCAAGCCCUGCCCCCACCCCAUAUCGCAGGCUUCGUGGCGGCUCCUUUGCCCCUAAGCCAGAGAUUUGUCCCCGUCAAUGGCUAUGUGGUAUCCCCCGGCUACGCCCCUUUCCCUACGGCCGACCUCCUGCCGCCGGGUCCCACCCGCUCCCCUGCGCACUGCCCGCCCCCCAAAAGCCGCUCCCCCAGCUCCGCCAGCAGCUCUGCCAGCACGGGCCCAACCGGGACCAGUGCGCCCUCCAUCUGCUCCAGCCAUGACACUGCCGUGCCGCUGGUGCCCCAUUGCUUUCCCCGACCCGCAGUCACACACCAAAAGGCUCUGCAGAGUCAAAAGGCCCUACAGGCCAGCCCCACACACGCCACUCUGCACCUCACUGACCCUAGCCGGCACAGCUUUGAUGAAUCCAGCAUAACUGCCCACUUGUAGCCCAGUAUUUUUGUACAUUUCCUUUUUUUUUAUUUUAUUUUUUACAAAUAAUUAUUUAACUUUUUUAGGAGGGGUGGGGGGUUAUUGGGGCUGUACAUAUGAAAGCCUUGAAUGGCAUUCACAGAUUUAUAAGUUUUUUUAUAAUUAAAAUGUACAAAAAAAUGUAUUUAAAAAAAACUAUUAGACUGCGUUGUACUGCAACUGUACUAGUUUGCUUCCGAUGCUAUCGUGUGUCAGUUUCCUAUUUUGCCACAGAAACUGUUGCUAGCCAGCCAUUUAGAGGCAGCACAUUUCUACUCACUAUAAGUUUUAUUUUUUGUAGAAAGGAGCAAAGACCAUCAUACUUAAAAGCAUUAGAUCCAAUUUGUAGAUGUGGAAGCUGUUAAAAAAAAUACUGCGAGGAACUUUGAGAGCUUGUACUUUUGUUGCCAACGGCAAAGAUCAAACUACAUUACUUGCUGGUGAAGUAUAAUCUUCUGCCAGACCAGUCAGUUCCUUCACUUUAUAUUGAGUAGAAGCAGCCUGUUAAUGUGUAUUAUCUUUUAGCGAAUUCUUUAAGUCAUGCAAAGCAGGAUGAGCAGGCUAUGAUAUACUGUACAGUUUAUGUAAUAUGUUGGCAGUUGUUGCUGCCUUGUGACUUUGCUACAGAUUUUCUUAUUUCAGAAUGGUCUCUUAUGUUCUUUUCUUUAUGGUAGUUCCCUGUAAAGACCAGAGAAACUUUAUACCGAAGGGUCAAUCUUAGUUUGAUUCGUUUUCUAUUUUUAGCGAAUGUACUCACCUCUUGUUUAAUUAAAAAUGAGUUGGAACAUUUUCAUGUGUUUACAAAUGAAA
Messenger RNA from Anguilla rostrata (American eel), 4400 nucleotides. RefSeq names its product inactive tyrosine-protein kinase transmembrane receptor ROR1-like. Gene Ontology annotation, biological process: positive regulation of kinase activity; positive regulation of canonical NF-kappaB signal transduction; positive regulation of phosphatidylinositol 3-kinase/protein kinase B signal transduction. Gene Ontology annotation, cellular component: signaling receptor complex; plasma membrane. Gene Ontology annotation, molecular function: ATP binding; endopeptidase activity; signaling receptor binding. The transcript has 9 exons. The record is from RefSeq and is a predicted model, not a curated record. NCBI's taxonomy places the organism in Eukaryota, Metazoa, Chordata, Actinopteri, Anguilliformes, Anguillidae. The coding region runs from base 864 to 3569 and encodes 901 amino acids.